GUGGCAGCUCUGUAAAAGUUCGGCGUGAAAAUCUGUCGUAUCACGGCGGUUCGCUCCAUUAUCGAGUUCCCGACACCGCAAAAGCCGUUCCCACUUUGCGUCUUCGCAGUCGCUCGUCCAUCACCACGAUUUCCAGCACUCGCGCGCCGUCCAAGGUGGCUUCUGUCCGCAGUCAUCGUCGUCGUUGAACAGUGUUUCAGGCAGCCACGCCGUGUGCGUAAUCGCAGACCGUCUCUCAGACAGCCGAGUCCCGCGUGUUCGUGUCCAACCGACCACGGUCAAGGCCGACAUCUGCCGCCGCUUUAAAAGUGUGACAUUCACAGUUCAUCUUCCCGCUCACUACAUAGCCGCGAAUCGCCAUGCCGCCGAAGAGGAAAGCCGCUCAGAAGGUCGCCAAACCGUCCGUCGACGAUGUGCCGCCGCCAGUCAUUGAGGAUAAUAUUAUGCACAUCACUGUCAGACGGCCCGUAACAAAAGAUAACAUGGUUGAAGAUAACGUGAUUCAAAAGGAUGUUAUAGCACCUGUUUCAGAAAAUAAUACAAAUAUGAAUGUCACAACUGUUUUAGAUAAAAUCCCUGAUUUUAAACCUAAAGUAACAGAGUCAGAAUCUGAAUUAGAUCUACCUGUAGACGAAGCAGAAUUUAUCGAAAAACUUCCUCAAAAGAAAGUUACUAAAACAAAACUUAAGUCCAAAAAAAUAACAGUUGAAGAUACCAAACUUGUAAAAACUAGGAAAAGGGCUGCUAGUGAAGAUAGACAAGUAUCAAAAGUUGUUGAAAAAGUUAUUAGCAAAAGUCGAAAAAGACCAGUUGAUAAAAAUUUACCAGAGUCUCUAAAAUCCGUUUCUCCUUUAAACGAAUUACCAAAAAGAAAUAGGAGAGCUGCUAGUGUGGAUAUACUUACAUCUGAAAUCUCAAGUUUUUCAUCAGAUAAAGUACCAAAAAAAAAAGUUAAUAGUAAAGUUAAAGCUGCAGUUGUUGAAACUGAAGAUGAUACACUAAAAAAACAAAAAAAAGGAACAAAGAAAGAAGAUCAACCUAAAAUAAUGGAAACAAAAGAUGAUGAAACAAAAAUUAUAGAAAAGAAUUCCAAGGCGAAAAAAAAUACAAAAAAAGUAUUAAAUGAAGAAAAGGAAAAUGUUGUAGCAAUAGAAGAAGAUGAUGUCAAAGCAGCUUUAAAUAGCAUUCAAGAAAAACCAAAAUCUAAACGAGGCAUCAAAAAAGUCAAAAUAGAUAAACCGGUUGAAGAUGAAGAUGAAGAAAAUAAGGAAGAUAAAGAAGAAAAGGUACCUAAACCUUCAAGUAGAAGCCGAGCAGCUCCAAAAGUAAUGGAUAAACCAAACAGUGAAAAAGAUUUAGAAAAAAAACAAAAAAGUGUUCCUAAAUCUAAAAAAAAUACGAAGGCAUCUGAAUUAUCUGAAGAGUCUAGUAAAAUACACGAAACAGAUGAUUCUAAUAAAUCUCCAGAAAUAAAACCCAAACGUGAGCGUAAAUUAAAACAAACUGAUGUUGAACAAAAAGAUAAUGAUUUAAAAGAAAUUAAAGCACCGAAACGCGGAGGUCGUAGGGCUAAAGUUGAAGACUUGGAUGAAGAAGAAGUACAACAGAAGAGCCCGCCUAUAGAACGUGAGAAAAUCCAAGAAUCUGAAGACUUGGCCGAUAAUUUUUCAGACACCCCAGAGUCUGAUAAAAAAGAGGUCAAACCAGUUGCAGCAAAGCGUAAAACAAAAACAAAAUCUAGGAAAUAAUUACUUAUUACAGAGAAACUUUACAUACUAUUCAUUACAUACUAAAGGUUUUUAUUUAUUUUUUUUUUUACAUAAUACAUGUUAAAUAUUAUUUAAUAACAAAUGUUUACAUUUGAGUAUAAGAUUUCAUAACAAUGUUUAUUA
Myzus persicae (green peach aphid) is the source of this 1892-nucleotide messenger RNA. Its product is annotated as nucleolar and coiled-body phosphoprotein 1-like. The record is from RefSeq and is a predicted model, not a curated record. Lineage: Eukaryota; Metazoa; Arthropoda; Insecta; Hemiptera; Aphididae. The transcript has 5 exons. Bases 360 to 1748 code for a protein of 462 amino acids.